Messenger RNA from Sinocyclocheilus rhinocerous, 1439 nucleotides. RefSeq names its product proteolipid protein 2-like. NCBI's taxonomy places the organism in Eukaryota, Metazoa, Chordata, Actinopteri, Cypriniformes, Cyprinidae. The transcript is spliced from 5 exons. The record is from RefSeq and is a predicted model, not a curated record. The coding region runs from base 383 to 844 and encodes 153 amino acids. Gene Ontology annotation, cellular component: membrane.
CGUUUCAAAACCGAGCGCGCUGCCUACUUAGCAUUUGCAGGCAUUUCAGCUGCUGAGACGAAACGCUUUCAAACUCUGUCGUCUAGGUAGGAAGCUCAGUGAACAUGAAAACAGAGCAGGGCUGUUGGUUUCGCUCUCUCUCCGUGAAUUACCCUCGAGACACUACAACGCCUUAGCCAACGCCCCGCACACUCACGCUUUCCAGUCCGCAACUGCUGCUCUGACCAUAGGCUGUGGCUCUGACACUCAGAAGUUCACGAAGAAGUUGCAAGCUGCGUCAGAUAUAAACGGAGCCUUUUAACAGACCGUGUUUGUGAACGUUUGCUGAUACGGACGCUAGGCUUCAUAAGAAAGCGUUAUUUCAUAGGAAAACAUCUGCAGAAUGGCAGAAACUGAGGGAAGUCCGUUUGGAGGCUGUUUGGAGAAACUGAUGAGCUAUGUGCGAACUCGGAAAGGAACCAUCCUGGCCGCUGAAAUAAUCCUCAGUUUCAUCAUCCUUAUCUGUUACGCCGCAUCUAUGUAUGGCGGGUAUUCAGCAGUGGCCAUCUGCGAGAUGGUCUUUGCCAUCAUCUUCUUCAUUGUCUUCAUGAUGGAGCUGGACAAACAGUUCCUGGUGGUGAACUGGCUCUGGAGCGAUCUCAUCCGCGCUGUAAUCGGUGCAGCGCUUUACCUCAUAACCUCUCUGAUCUGUGUGAUCGGCGGGGCUGGAGACGGGGCUCGCAUCGCUGGUGGGGUGUUUGGUCUGCUGGCUGGGAUCUUGUUUGCUUAUGAUUCCUACACGAUUUUCUUGGACAUCAAGAGCAGCAGACAGAAUACAGCUGCUCCCACAGAUGACACAGUUUGAAACUACUUUCCUCACUACACCAUUAACAGCAACCAAAACAUGGAAAACAAGUCUAAAAAUGGCAAAAGGAGUGAAUUCCUGAGAGUUACCGUGAGAGAUGCAGACCAGAGGAAUGCAAAAGGGACGAAACAUUACACAACAAAAGAGGUUUAUGUACAAAAGGGAUGGAAAAUGAAGGAACAGAAAGCUGUCGGGAUUCAAAGAUUCAUUCCGGCAUCUUGGUCAGGCGGCUGUCAUUACCACAAAUGUUUUGUUGGCUUGGUCAGUUACAAAAGCACUAUCACAACAUUUAGUAACAUCAGAUAAAUCUGACAACAUGAAUACAGUGUUCAGAAGCGUUUCAAAGUCAAUCUGUCUUCCCAUUCUUUACUAGAGAAAGACUAGUUUUGACCACGUUAUUAUAAGGAAGUUGUGUUGGAAAACUUGAUUUAAUUCAGUCUGGUGCUGUUUUUUUAUGAUGAAACAUUAAGGUUGCUUAAGUUUUUUAUGGUGAAAUUUAUAACUGUAGCUAAAUUCUAAUAACUAUUGAUUGUUCUUGUGUUUUGUGCUUAAAGCAGCACUAUGUAACUUUUUCUGUGUUCAAAAUUUGCUAAAU